Molecule: messenger RNA, 441 nt
Organism: Helianthus annuus (common sunflower)
Lineage: Eukaryota; Viridiplantae; Streptophyta; Magnoliopsida; Asterales; Asteraceae
Product: RING-H2 finger protein ATL64
Exons: 1
Coding region: 1-441 (146 amino acids)
Biological process (GO): protein ubiquitination
Molecular function (GO): transferase activity
Source: RefSeq, a predicted model, not a curated record
AUGUUGAAGUCACUCCCCCCUGUAUUUGUUUACUCCAAAACCAAAACCGAAACCGAAACCAAAGUUGUGGAAGAUUGUUGUGUCUGUUUGUCGGAGUUUGAAGAGAGUGACAAGUGUCUGGUUUUACCCAAUUGUAAACAUUGUUUUCAUAGUGGCUGUAUUCACAUGUGGUUUUCUAAUCAUUCAACCUGCCCGCUUUGCCGCUCACCUGUUGUUAUUGUGGAUCAAGUAACAACGCCUCAUCCUACUACUACUGCUUCAUCUAUCCAAACAACAACAACAACGUCGGAACCAGCUGUAGUUGAUGUUAGAAUAGACAUUGUUCGUGUUGUUAACGAGACCGAGCCAGAGAGUCAGAUCACGAGUCAAGUUGAAGAAGAAGAAGAAGAAGAAGAAGAAGAAGAAGAAAUUAGUAUUAACAUGAGUCAGUCUCUUGUUUGA